This is a messenger RNA of Dovyalis caffra, 1476 nucleotides long. The record is from the annotation of a GenBank genome assembly. NCBI's taxonomy places the organism in Eukaryota, Viridiplantae, Streptophyta, Magnoliopsida, Malpighiales, Salicaceae.
AUGGGAGAAAUUUAUUCAGCAAAAUUUAUGAUCCCAUCAAUCUUAUUCAUCGUCUUUCUUGUACAUCUACUUGUAUGCAGAAAGAAGAACAAGGAACAGAAAACAAGGUACAGAUUGCCACCAGGUAGUAGAGGCUGGCCAUUAAUUGGUGAUAGCUUCAACUGGUAUAAUGCUGUUGCUGGUUCUCAUCCCCCUCAGUUUGUUCAACAACAGGUCAAUAGGUUUGGUAAGAUAUUCUCAUGCAGUUUGUUUGGAAAAUGGGCUGUGGUUUCAGCAGACCCAACCUUCAACCGGUUUAUAAUGCAGAAUGAAGGAAAAUUGUUUCAAUCAAGUUAUCCAAAAUCUUUUAGAGAUUUGGUUGGAAAAAAUGGGGUGAUCACAGUCCAAGGAGAGCAACAAAGAAAACUCCAUGGAAUUGCAUCUAAUAUGAUGCGUCUAGAGAAGCUCAAGUUCCAUUUCUUGGAUGAUAUUCAACUGGUUAUGCUUCAAACUCUGAACAAAUUUGACAACAAUCAAGUCAUUCUUCUACAAGAUGUUUGCAGAAAGGUAGCAAUUAAUCUGAUGGUGAACCAACUACUGGGGGUGUCAAGUGAGACAGAAAUUAACGAGAUGGCUGGUUUCUUCUCUGAUUUUGUCGAUGGCUGCCUGUCUCUUCCCAUAAAUCUUCCAGGUCUUGCUUACCAUACUGCCAUGAAGGCAAGAGAGAAAAUUAUAAGAAAGAUAAGCAAGACAAUAGAGAAGCACGGGCAAGAAGGGCAAUCAGAAGCUAGUAAUGGGGUGCUUGGAAGGCUAUUAGAUGAAAAAAGUUUGCCAGAUGAUGCAGUAGCAGACUUCAUUAUUAAUCUCCUUUUUGCUGGGAAUGAAACGACCGCUAAAACUAUGCUGUUUGCUGUUUAUUUCCUCACUCAGUGUCCUAAAGCACUGCAGCAAUUACUGGAUGAACAAGAUAGAAUAAGGAGCAAUUGUAAUGGAGAUGGAAUGCUAAGAUGGCAAGAUUACAAGGAAAUGUCUUUCACUCAGUGUGUAAUCGACGAAACACUUCGACUUGGGGGGAUUGCAAUAUGGCUGAUGAGGGAGGCAAAGGAAGAUGUGGUGUACCAAGAUUUUGUAAUUCCAAAAGGGUGCUUUGUGGUUCCAUUUCUUUCAGCAGUUCAUUUGGAUGAAAACUUGUACAAGGGAGCUAACAGCUUCAAUCCAUGGAGAUGGAUGGACCCUGAAAAUCAAGAAAAGAGAAACUGGAGAAGUAGCCCAUUCUACUGUCCUUUUGGAGGUGGUGCUCGGUCAUGUCCAGGAGCAGAGUUGUCUCGUCUCCAAAUUGCUCUGUUUCUCCACUACUUUGUCACUACAUAUACGUGGACUCAACUUAAGGAAGAUAGGAUGUCAUUCUUUCCGUCUGCUCGAUUGGUUAAUGGUUUCCAAAUUCGCCUCACAAAACGACAUCCCACUACCCCCGUUUCAACUCAAAAUUGGAAAUAG